AUGAUAUUGCCAGAACUGUAUAGUCCAAAAUGUGGUCGUUUUGACAUUGUCGGGCCCGUAUCUCAGCUAGAAAAUGGCAGACAUCAUCUGUUUGAAGAGGAGUGGUAUUCACUUGACGUAUUUGUUUUCCAUUGUACCGAGAAGAUCGUAAGUGGAGUUGUUAAGCUACGGAACAAACCUAAGGUAUCAUUGUGCAACAAAAAAGUUGCUUAUACUACUGGCGUAUAUUUGCCUUACGAUUAUACUGGAAGAGUGCAAUUUCGGGGCGGAUGUGGGGUUUACUGGUCGAAAGAUAGUCCAAAUAAUCUGGCUUUUCGUAUGACUCUUUACCCUUUAACGUCUCAUCGUUGCUUUUUGAAUGCGAUACUUCUAGCACUUCAGACGGCAAUUGGACAGGGUUACGAGAAAAUCGUAGUGAAUACUAAUUUCAAGCUGUUUGAAGAAAAAUAUAGGACAUAUUUGGAACAGAAGGAUUCUCAGAAAAUCUCUUCCUUAACAAACAUUUUUUUAUAUGAAAAGAUAUACCAGUUGCAGAAACAACUGAAGGUUGUGAAAUAUCAAUAUGUUCAUGAGACAGAAAGUAACAUGAAAGAAGCUGUUUUAUUGGCUGAGAGAGGAACGAUGUUACCUAAACGUUUCACAUUGGAUUUGGAAUCAAACAUCGUUGACAGAGACAUGAAAGAAGCUGCUUUAUUGGCUGAGAAAGGAACAAUGUUACCUAAACGUUUCACAUUGGAUUUGGAAUCAAACAUCGUUGACAGAGAUAAGGGCGUUGACUCAAACAACGCUUUAAAAACUCGGGAUUUGGAAAAUUGCACAGUGAGAGUACGUAUUUGUAGUGCGAGGGAUUCUAAAGAUACCCUUAGGUAUUGUUGUGUUUGGGAAGAGUGUUCGGGUACCCUGAAACCAAAUCUUAUGGAUUUUGUAUCGGGGCCCUAUACGCAGAAUCUUUGUCGAACUGUGAUACAGGCGGUAAAGACUGGAAAAAAAAGUGUUGUUAUACGAAUCAGGUCAAAACAGUUUCUCAAACAAGUGGUUUAUUAUUUACCCAAAUGGCGGAAAAGUAAUUGGUUAACUGUGGAAAAAAAUCCUUUAAAAUAUUCAGAAGAAUGGAAGGAAUUGGACAGGUUACUCAAAUUGGUUCAGACAGAUUGGGAGUACAGCGACAUUAAUGAAGAAAAACAUGAUGUGCGGAAGUUAGAUGAAGAAGCUGAUAAAAUGUUGAUCACUUUACUUACAGGGGACAGUUGUAACUAA
Molecule: messenger RNA, 1257 nt
Organism: Enterobius vermicularis (human pinworm)
Lineage: Eukaryota; Metazoa; Nematoda; Chromadorea; Rhabditida; Oxyuridae
Source: the annotation of a GenBank genome assembly